ACUAAUACAAAUGGCAUUUCAUUUGUUGGCAUUAUCUUCCAUAAUGUCAUUAUUAUUACUUCAAAGUUUUUGUAAAUUUUGAAAUGUAGAAGUGCAUACAUGGAUAGUGGUUAUAAACAUAGCUUCACCACUGCUAAAUCACAUAUGUGAUUUGCUAUAUGCUAUAAUUCUGAAAUUUCUCAGCACUCAUAAACACAGCCUUUCAAAAAAUACAUUAACAGAUAAUGUCGAGAAGUCUACCUGAAAAAAAAAAAAACACAACGAAAAACCCAAUAAAAUAUAUUUUCUCUCCUAUGCAACAUAUGUGAAGUCUGUUCCAGCAGAAUCCUAAUUCAGGUAUUUGAACCAGUUUGGAAUACUAAAGAAGGCUUACACUCAAGGUAUUGCCAUCUUUAUGUUCCGACUACCUGUAGUUAAAAAAAAAAAAAUAAGUACAAGAAAAUAAUUCAAAUCAAUGCAUUUUACCUCCUAAACAAUAAAGUAAAUGAAAUGGACCAUCUGCUUCAUUUUUUUUAGCCUGUCAUACACAUACAGUAUGUGACUCUGGGGUACUGCAGUGAUUUUUCAUCAUUUACAGGUUAAUAUGAAUGCUCUUUACUACUCUGAAGUCAUUCCAGUCUCGUGAUAGCAAAUUAUUGAAACAGUGAUUCAUUUUUUAAAAAAAUAUUCUGCUUUUACUCAUUAUCUAGAACAAUAAAGGCUAGAACACUCUGGAUGAGACUGUAGAUGCAGUGGCAAUAUAAAUUAACAAUAGGAGUUGUAAAUGAAUUUUAUGUAUUACUAUGGGCUUUUUCAAGAGUUUAUGUUAGAUAAAUAUUUAGCAGAUCUUGCUUAAGUAAAGCUAUCUUCUCAGCAGCUUCCUCUUGCCUCAUAUUGUGCAUCUCCUGUUUAUACUUGUAUGACAAGACAAGUGAUCAACGCGUAACUGCUGGGAAUUAAGUUAACUUGGAGUAUUUUGCUAUGACUCUUGACUUCUGCAGACUUUUGAUUGAGCUCUCAGCCAGGUUGUCUUCCACACAAUUGUAUGGAUGAGAUUCUGGGGGCAGGUGUUAACUGUGGAAACCUACUUAGUAUUAAACGUACCUGUCUGAUGGCUACCGACUUUGGAGACAAAGUUUUUAUAUAUUUUUUUUCUGGUCAUUGUUCUUUACAAAAGACCUAAUUGAAUAUAUUUGUCAAAUCAUGUCUCUGGUUUCCCUCUUCUUCUCCCCCGCUAAUUGGACAUGUAUUGUGUUUGUGUGGGAAGGAAGGAGGCUCUAUAGCAGGACAGCAAUAUUGCUGGGAAAAGAACAUUAAAAUGGAUAAAGGGAUUUUCUAGUGGUAUAAAUACCUGCACACGACCUCCCUGUUCUCUGGAGUCCUUCUGUAUAUGUAUAUACAAGUGCAAACACUGGAAUAGAGUUGGAGCUGCCAUUAAUCGAUCAGGACCUGAUCAGUUAGAAAACGGGGAAGGGUGGCUCUUUGCCUUUCACCUGUUUGAGGGCAUGACUUGCCAAGCGUUUGCUUCAUCCGACAAUUUUGUACCCUUGAAUUCUGACUCUUCUCCCUCCCUGCCUCUGAUAAUGCAUCACAGCGCAGCAGAGUGCCUGCCCGUUUCUAACCAUGCGACCAGUGUUGUCUCCACAGUCCCGUCUGUUUUGUCUUUGAUACAAACUCCUAAAUGUUCCCAACUCCAUUUUGCUGUGAUGACUUCGGGAAACGUGCCAGCAGGACUUCACUACUCUGUGCCCUCCUGUCACUAUGGAAAUCAACCCUCUACCUAUGGGGUGAUGACAGGCAUCAAGCCUGCAACUCCAGAGAUGCUAUCAGCAAGUCUCUCCCAGAGUCGCAUCUUACAAACAUGCAGCAUGCCACAUCCCAAUGUAGUAAAUGGUGUCAGCACUUUGCAAAGCAACCUGACUCCUUGCCUUUAUAAGUUCCCUGAGCAUGCCCUGAGUGCCAGCUCUUGUGCCCUGGGCCACAGCUUCACACCCAUGCACCAGACCCUCCUCAGUGAUGACCCCACAGCUUCAGACUUCAAGCAGGAAUUCCGCAGGAAAAGCAAGUCUGUGGAAGAGCCCGUCGACAUGGAUUCCCCUGAAAUCAGGGAACUGGAGAAAUUUGCUAAUGAAUUCAAACUGCGGAGAAUUAAACUCGGUUAUACACAAACCAACGUUGGUGAAGCACUGGCUGCUGUGCACGGCUCCGAAUUCAGUCAAACUACCAUUUGCCGCUUUGAGAACUUGCAGCUGAGCUUUAAGAAUGCAUGCAAACUGAAAUCAAUACUGUCCAAGUGGCUGGAAGAAGCGGAACAAGUGGGAGCUUUAUACAAUGAAAAAGUUGGCGUGAACGAGAGGAAGAGGAAGCGCAGAACCACCAUAAGUAUUGCUGCCAAAGAAGCCCUGGAGAGGCACUUUGGAGAACAAAGCAAACCUUCUUCUCAGGAAAUCAUGAGGAUGGCUGAGGGGCUUAAUCUUGAGAAAGAAGUUGUGAGAGUUUGGUUUUGCAACAGAAGACAAAGGGAAAAAAGAGUGAAGACAAGUCUGCAUCAGAAUGCCUUUAGUUCUAUUAUCAAGGAGCACCACGAGUGCCGGUAAAGCUUUUCCAUGUGUAGCUGUGGAUUUCUGUUUUGCUUUAUUUUAAGUACUUUGUUGCUUAAAAAACAAAACAAAACAAAAAAAAUGGUAAAACACUUGAUUCCUUUACAAGCUAGACAGCUUCUGAUGCAAUUUGGUAUAGAAGGCCUGAUUUCACUGUAAAAUGUUGAAGAAAAAAAUGCUAUUGCAUAUAUCUGAAGUGUUGAAGGCCUAAAUUCAAGGAAGCUAUUAGGCAUCACUCAACCAGAAAUGCUUUAGAAAUAGCACACAUAGUUGCAGUUUCCCUGUGCUGUGCCCUCACAGUCUGCAUUGUACUGAAUGAUUAACAGGGAAUCCCCAUCGUAGGUACCCUAAGCAUGAGGAAACAAAUCCUUUGUGUUACUCAUGAAGAAAGGUUACAGUGCUUGUGUCAGCAGCUGUAGCUCAUGAAAGAUUUUUGCCUCAGCCUGUCUGCAUACGUGCCGUACCCCCAGCCCAUCUAGCUAUCUAAUUGAGCUAACCUUUAUGAGAUGAUGAGCCAUUAGGCACAUUACAUGGUCCCACCCCCAGCAUUGAGCACUGAGUUCACUAAAUUAAACAUCAAAAAGAAGUUAGAACUUCGAGGAAGAGGAGAACAUGAAGAAGUGAUCCUAAGCUUGCAGUGUUGAUAGCGUUGAGUAUCUAUUUAUGGCCAAAGAUGGGAUCCUGGAGGACUGUCAGUGAAUGUGAGUGAUCCAGGAAGGCAGUAGAGGAGUGUAAGAUGAGGACUGUAAAGCUGCCUUCCAAAAACUGGCUGAUUUCAGGGACAAGCUCACAGAUGCUGUACAUCUCCAACUGAACUACUUCAAGUAGUCUUGGGUCUUUUCAAACUGAAGACAUGAAAGAUGUGCCAUAGCUACAGUCUUUAUUUAUGGUAGAAUAAGCUUACCAAUACUGAGGUGUCAACAUGGCUCCUCACAUGUUCUUGGUUUCAGUGUACCACUGCCUUAAACAGGUGCUAAGUUCAAGUGACAUUUUCUAAUGCUAGUUAUAAAAGGUAUUUCCUGCCAAUUCAUUGCAUGCCUUAAGGUUUGGUUUGGGUAGUUUUAGCUAUUGCAUUAAGAGUUUAUGGCUUGAUGGGAAAAAGUAGGGAAUGAUCAGUUAAUUAUUACUUCAGACUUUCUCUGCGUUAUAUUUUUUUAAGAUUAAAUCCUUUUGUGGACACACUUAAAUGGGAGAGUGUAUUAAGUGAAAAAACAAGGCUUUUUUGCUUUGAAACAAGUAGCCAAAGCAUUUACUGCACUGUAUAUUCCCACUCUCUCUUACACCCCAACAACUGAGAAUAACCCCUUGUCAUCCUGUAGCCUGGAGAGAAAAAGCAGGCAAAAAGGAACAAUAAAAACUUACAGAACAACCCCACGACAAUAAGCUAACAAAAACCAGUGACAGUGCCAGAGCUCUACCUAUCAGAAAGCCAGACACCAAGAAACUAAAUUAAGGACUUCAGUACUCACCAGGGACAGAUUAUCAAGCCAUCUCAUCAACCCUGCUUGUUGUUAUUAAAUAGCCCAUUAUCAUAUAUGUAUUUUACACUUCUCCCAGGACUGGAAUUAAGUGAGUACAAGCAAGCAGUAAUGGCCUGAUAAAUUUUAUUUUUCCAUUAAAUAGACCUGAUGAUUUAGAAAAUGUCUAAAUAAUAGGCCCACAGAAAGCAAAGAGGUUUACCGUUCAAGAUCACUUAGAAUCAGCGUGGACAAAUUGUGUUUUCACACUCUUGCAUGUUAAAUUGUCUCUGACACCUAUUACUGUGGCCAUAAGCUUAUUCAGCCGUGGAAGUUUGGCCUUGGAAAUAUAUUUUUAUGGAUUAAUUGCACUGCUACAACCCCUUAAUUUAGAAGCAGAUGCUAAUCUAACCAUUCAAAUGGGAGAAAUUAUGCUACAUACCCUAGUGGGUUAGUUCUCAAUGCUAGCAUAGCUCACCCACAGCAGCACAGACCACACCUCUGCCUUUUUCAGUUGUGUGUGUGUUGACAGAUCAUGAGCUUUCCAACAGGAUAAAAGAUAAACACAUUUGAGAUGACUGGCACUCAACAGCAUGCAUUUCUGUACUUCUGAUAUUACGUAGUCUAGGAUUGUAUGUAUGUUGAAACUACUGGCAAGUAUGAGUUUUAUUUAUAUUGUAAGUUAUUUUAUUGAUUAUAAAAGGCUUCCUAGUGACGCUGUAAGCCUCUAUGUUCUCUUCCUCCCCAAAUAAAGUAAUCUUACACGUUCAGUUUUCCACAUAAUUGUUUGUAGUUCUCUUUCAGCAAUACUUAACUUCUUUAGCUGUGAGUUGUACAGAUUUGUUUAUUCACUUUAGCAUGCUGUAAGUUAAUUCAAGAGAAAUUCAUGGAACUGUGAUUUCUUGUCUUCCACAAAGUCUCCCAAGUGAAGGCUAAUUGCAGAAGCUUAGCAAAAUGAAAUGAAAAUUGGCACAUAGUGCCAUUUGUUACAGAAGAGUGACAAAAAAACUAAGUGGAAGAAGCAGUCACCACCUAAACACAUCUAGCUGUCACCAUGGAAAUACUAACAUCUCAGAGCAGAAUCGGUUUAAAAAAAGGAAAGAAAAAAAAAAAAAUGCCUGGAUGAAAUCAAUUUAAUGUGCUGCAGCUGCAGCUGUUAGACUUGGAGAAAGUGGCAAUUCAGAGUUUUCUCUAGGAACAAAUAAUUCACUGGCUAAUUGCCAUCAAUCAUUCUUGAUUGAGGGAAAAGGCCCUAGAUCAGAUGCCUGACAUUUAGUUAGCUUUAUAAGCCAGCAAGUAAGUUUAGGUAGCUGCUUAACAAAUAUGGGUUGUGCCAUUUUUCUUUGAAGUUUUAUGGGUUUUUUUUUUUUCUUUUACUUUGCCACUGGUAACUGUAGGAAACUUGUUAGAAGUAGAACAUAGGACAAAACAAAACCUUCUGCUAAUACCUAUACCUGUGGUUCACCUGUCUCCUGAGUUGAUGUACGCUCUUAUCACCCACAUCUGAAGGAGACAGUGUAUCUAGAAAAGGACACAGUAUCAACAAAGCUAUUGAUCAAAGGUAAGUGGAAUAAUUAAGCAAGCUAGAUUUUUAUCUCUGAGAUGUAAUGUACAUUGACUGUUAUAGUGAUCUACUGAAUUACAUGCUGUACAGAAAAGAUGGAGACAGGUUGUUCACCACCCUGCAUAAUAUAAAAACUAAGUCAACAUGUAAAGUUAAACAUAAAACAGUGAUUCUCGGUGAGGUAAGGACUAGAUUGUGGAACUCCUCUACUAGAAACUGUGAGUGCCAACAAUUUAUUCAUGUGACUAAGCCUACAGAACAGAAAGCCACUCAAACUGCCAUAUGCAGCAAAAUUAUGUACCCUAUGGAAAUAACUUUGAUAGAUGACUACUAAUCUCUCUCCCAAACUUUAUUUUCUUUAUCUUGCUCUUUUGUUUUCUUGGGCACUGCUUACAGGCACAGUGGAGCGGGAUUCUGUGUGACAUGGACUGUGGUCUGCCUCAGUAUAGCUGUUUUUAGGUGCAUCAAGCAAUUGUGCUGUUCUUUCUGGAUAGAAGACUUUCAGUUCCUGUUAAGGUGUGAGCAAGGAUAAAGGAGUAUGAGGGACUGAGUUGGUUUCUUUGUCAUUUUAGUUUACUCAAAAUAAUAUUAAAAGAACUUGUUUCUUAGUAGGGAGAUGUAAUUUGGUUACAGAGUGCUACAAAAUAUGUAACUAACUAUAAUUGAAAUAAAUAUAACUAAACCUACAAACACUUUAUUCUGCUAAGAUUUUCAUGUUAAUUAGGGCUGCAGAACUUUGGAUAACUGUCUCCAGAAACACUGCAUAGAUCUUGAUGAUGACUUCAGAUAUGCAAUCUUUCUGAUGCCAAAUAGUAAUGCCUUCAUUACUGUACUUCAAGGACCCUAAAGAUACAGGAAAAAGCUCAUCACUGAAGUUUUAACAUCACCCAAUUUUAACAACUACUGAAAGAAUAAAGUACGCACUUCACUCAGAAGGGACACAAAUCUUGGUCUUCAACCAAAAUACCAAAAUACAAUCAAUUACACUUUAUACCUAACUUCACAUUACAGUUUCUCCUUCAAUGCCUAGGAGUAGAAACUCCUUUUCAAAAGGAAGGAAAUGCAAACUUAGUCAUAAUCUGUACUUAAUGUUGAGUCAAAGGCCCACAGACAGAACGUUUACGUCUUCCAUAAACGCUCAAUAAAUGUUAUGCUUCUUUAUUGCUUGGGUCAAAGGUAAAUUUACAUUUAAGAAUGGGGCUAUUAAAAAAAAGAAAAAAAAAAAGUUGUAUAAUUUGGAUAGCAGGUUACUCAAAAGCUUUGGACCUUACCUGUUGUCUUUGUGACUUUAAGCUUGGAUUUUCACACUUUAAAAGGCAAGGAAAGGAGAGAUACCGAGUAAGAGAACAGAGUGGCACUGCGUCAGUGGUUUUGCUUUGUAGCUGUCGAGCCCAAAGGAGCUCCCCAAACUUCCCAAAACCAACAGUAGGAAUGGUAUCAGAAAUCGUACAGGUGCUGAAAAGUCAGUGGCAAGAUAACAGAUCUUACAAUGCAAAGAAAAACCACCAAGAGAAGGAUGUUUAGGACUAACUUCUAGAGGACAGAACCACUGUGGAAUAAAAAAAACCUUUUAUUAGAUUUUUACAAAAUAACUUGUUUUAAAAAAAUCAUUUUAGAGGGAUAGGCAAUAUAUAAACUUAAAUGUUCACAUCCACUGCCUCACAAAUUAAUAGCACAUUCCUUACUUUCUCUAAUUGUUAUCAACAUCCGUGUAAAAAAAAACAAAAAAAAGACAUAUGAAGAUUCACCUAUGCUUUUUUUGUCUGCUGAUUUGAAAUGUAAAGCAGAUGGUGCAACGACAGUAGUUCCACAGAAGUUAAUGUUUCCUCUUGCACUUUCUCUAACAGCAGUGUUUUCAAGAAACUUGUACCUCAAAGUUUUUCUGUUUUCAAUCUUCAGAGGUAUUUUACUUUCUUCUUUGUAACAACAGUGCUUUUGUUGUUUCUGUUUGCUGAACAGCCCCACUAUACUAGCACAACCAGGCAAAUAAUCUACAGCAGAGUAAGGGCCUGAGGAACUUUAUGCUAUCUGGGAAGUUGCAA
Molecule: messenger RNA, 7642 nt
Organism: Lagopus muta (rock ptarmigan)
Lineage: Eukaryota; Metazoa; Chordata; Aves; Galliformes; Phasianidae
Gene: POU1F1
Product: POU class 1 homeobox 1
Exons: 7
Coding region: 1485-2576 (363 amino acids)
Biological process (GO): regulation of transcription by RNA polymerase II
Molecular function (GO): RNA polymerase II cis-regulatory region sequence-specific DNA binding; DNA-binding transcription factor activity, RNA polymerase II-specific
Source: RefSeq, a predicted model, not a curated record